GUUUCUGAAACCAAGCUUGGAAUAAGAUCUGCCGUAGAAUUAGAUUUGGUUAGGGCUUCUUGGUUGCAGCUUUCCAUUCCUAAGAUUUUUGGUGGAUCUUAUACUAGGAUUGAAUUGGAUAAAUCAUUUUGCAUUCUUUAUGAUGCCAAUAUUUUUGGGGGUUAUAUCCGUGUUAUUGAAAAGGGGUGUGAUUCUUUAUUUAUACCCGAAGGACGAAAUGGAUUUGGAAUUAAUUUAUUUCUAGCUGGGAUAACAAGAGCUAUAGUCAUGAUGAGAGACAUUGCUGCAAAGCAAUCAACAUGUGUGCUUGCUACAGGUGAGAUUUCUCCAGAUUUUGUGGGUGUAAAUAACUUAGAGUUGGAGUGUAUGCUUUUGGAUGGGGAUCAGCUUGACUCUAC
Molecule: messenger RNA, 398 nt
Organism: Cuscuta epithymum
Lineage: Eukaryota; Viridiplantae; Streptophyta; Magnoliopsida; Solanales; Convolvulaceae
Source: the annotation of a GenBank genome assembly